AUGCUUUCCGGUACGAUGUGGUGGGGUUUGGUGUUGAGUAUGGCAGGGUCUGCUGCUUCGAUGGGCAUUUCGUCGCCGUUUCGUCGUGACUUGAAGCUUAUGGCUCAGAUGGGGAUCAGUCCUGAUGUUAUUUUGAGUAAGAAGGAGUCUGUGCAUACCCUGGUGGCGCGCAACUCUGAUGAGAUCAAGGAGGAAUAUAUUAUGAUGCCAAUUGAUCAUACCAACUCAUCUGUCGGCAUAUACAAGAAUCGGUACUGGGUGCAGGAAGAAUAUUACCAGCAAGGUGGCCCUGUCUUCAUCUAUGAUGUGGGCGAGUCUACCGCGGAGAGUGCUGCGAAGGUACAGCUGGGGAAUUCGACUUCGAUGUUUGUGGAAAUGCUGGCAGAAAAUGGUGCGAUGGGCAUUGUCUGGGAGCAUCGGUAUUAUGGCAAGUCGCUUCCUUAUGAUGUUAACGUCGAUACACCGCCAGAGCACUUUGCCUACCUAAACAAUGAGCAGGCCUUGGCCGACAUUCCAUUCUUUGCACAGAACUUCACGCGGGAGAACUAUAAUGAAACUGACUUGACCCCAUCUGGCUCGCCUUGGGUCAUGGUUGGAGGUUCCUAUUCUGGAAUGCGCUCGGCGUUCAGUCGAAAUAAGUAUCCCGACACGAUUUUUGCUUCGUUCGCUUCUUCAGCUCCAGUCGAGGCGCGCAUUGACAUGAGUGUGUACUUCGAUCAAGUCUAUGAUGCUAUGGUCGCCAACGGAUACUUGAACUGUACGCGGGAUAUCAAAGCUGCCAUGGAAUACGUCGACGCGGAGCUUGACAAGAACGCCGAAUCUGCCGCAGCUAUCAAGAAAUUAUUUUUCGGCGCUGGCGCUGAAGACAACAACAAUGGGGAUUUCACAACUGGAGUUGGUGGAAUUUUCGGUUUCUUCCAGUCAUACGGCUUUGGCGGCGGAGAAGGCAGCCUCGCAUCCUUCUGCGAACAUCUCGAGACGGACCCGCACACUGGAACGGUUGCGGGACCUCAUGGCUUCGCACCCUACCUUGGCAACGAGUACGUGGCCAAACGAUUCGCCUCCUUUCCAGCCUUCAUCGAAUUGGUCAAUUUCAACUACUACACCAAUUGCGGCGGUCUCGACGAAACCCAGCCUGUAUCCUGUGUGCUGAACCCCAAAGCUACCGACCCGGACGUCAUCAGCUGGACAUGGCAAUUCUGCACAGAAUGGGGUUAUUUCCAAACGAAUAACAUUGGCUCUCACUCUCUCCUCUCCAAGUAUCAGUCCCUGGAAUAUGUUCAGUACACCUGCAACCGCCAGUUCCCAGAUGCCGUUGCAGCAGGAAUCCUCCCAAAACAUCCCCUGACUGAAGAAACAAACGAACAGACCGGAGGCUGGACGAUCCGCCCGUCAAACGUCUAUUGGAGCGGCGGGGAAUUCGAUCCAUGGCGCACACUUUCCCCCCUCGCCACGGAAAGCAUCGCUCCGCAAAAUGUCCAGUUCACCACCGAGAUCCCCAAGUGCAAUGUGGAGACAGACGAGGACACGGUUUUCGGUUACAUCAUGCCCAACGCGGAGCAUUGUUAUGACUUCUUGACCAAUUUCGCGCCCGGGAGGACCUCACGUGAAUACUUCUAUAAGGCGUUGAAAGAGUGGCUGCCCUGUUUUAAGGGAAACACGCACACGAUCACGAUCACGGACCGCGGUCAGUGA
Messenger RNA from Penicillium pulvis, 1695 nucleotides. RefSeq names its product putative serine peptidase, family S28. The coding region runs from base 1 to 1695 and encodes 564 amino acids. The record is from RefSeq and is a predicted model, not a curated record. The transcript has 3 exons. Lineage: Eukaryota; Fungi; Ascomycota; Eurotiomycetes; Eurotiales; Aspergillaceae. Gene Ontology annotation, molecular function: serine-type exopeptidase activity; dipeptidyl-peptidase activity. Gene Ontology annotation, biological process: proteolysis.